GUAACAUCAUCAAGACAGGACAGCCUCAUUACAUAGAGCUACGGAUUUCGGAAAUAUCAACACAAUCAUGGCUUCAUUUAUAGUAUAUAAGAUGGCAGGUCUUUUCUGUCGUGUCAAUGAGAAUCAGCAUCUUGCAUCGCGCUCUCAAAUACCCUAUCAAGAUUAAAAGAUAAAAUAGCACUACAACUCACUAUAACUUACUCACUAUGGCUUCAUCGAAAGAUUUACCACCAUUGGAUGUUCCAUUCUUUCCCAACGUCUUUGUUAAGAAUCAAUUCUGUACCAAACCAGACAGACCACCAGCGACAACCGAUCUGACCGGGAAAGUUGCUAUCAUUACCGGAGCGAAUACCGGCUUGGGGUUUGAGGCUGCCAAGCAGAUGCUUGCAUUGAAGCUAUCUCAUCUGAUUAUCGCAGUUCGAAAUAACGCGAAAGGUGAAGAUGCUGCCGCUAAGCUCCGAACCAAGUUCCCGAAGGCAAUAAUUGAGGUUAUGUUACUGGAUAUGACCCGAUAUGAUUCCAUUCAGGAUUUCGUCCGACGUGUUGAAAAUGAAGUCCACCGUCUUGAUAUAGUCAUCCUGAAUGCCGGCUUAAUCAAGAUGAAGUAUGGAACCGUAGCAUCAACCGGCCAUGAGGAAAUUCUGCAGGUCAAUUACCUAUCAACCGUAUUUCUCGCUAUUCUUCUCCUCCCCAUCCUAAAAGCGAGGUCGCCAGCCGGUACACCUGGUCGCUUAACCAUUAUCAAUGCGGCCUUAGCACUCACCGCACCACUGCCAACGAUCAAUGGCCACAAGUCCCUCCUAGCCGCUCUAGAUGACCCUAAGGCCUUUGCCAAUUACACCGACAAGCAAUACAACACCUCAAAAGUGCUCAUGCAAAUGUUCGCAUACAAGCUCAUCGACUAUGUAUCCGCGGACGACGUCAUCGUGAACUUAGUCUGUCCUGGCUUCGUCAAGGGUACGGGGCUAAGCCGCGAUGUUAAUAUCUUGAUAAAGCCCCUUAUGGCUGCAUUCGCUGCGGCGGCGGCGAGGAACGUGGCCGAUGGUGCGUCGACGUAUUUGGAUGCGGCUUUAGUGAAGGGGAAGGAGAGCCAUGGUUCGUUCAUUAUGAGUUGGAAGAUUGCGCCGUACAAUUCUUUCUUGUAUACCCCCGAAGGAAGGGACGCUGCGGAUAAGUUGUGGCGGGAGACUAUGGAUGAAUUAUCGUUUGCUGGUGUAAGUGGUAUUUUGGAGUCGAUGAAGAAGCUGUGAGAUGUCUUGCCCUAGGAUAAUUUAGGCGCUUGGCGGGGAGUGGUGAUGGUGUCCGUAUCCGUAUUCGUUUACACAAUACUCUUCCAGCCACAGCUACAUUGUUUUUAUAUGUUUUUUACAUAGUGGGUAUUCCUUUCGUCAGUCGUCGUAUUCUUAUGUUAGGUUUGGUACGAUAGGGUGACUCUAAGAUCCAUAACAAUCUUACAAUCCAUUAGAUGAUCACGACGUUAAACAAUAGCUUUCAAGCAAAUGCACAAUAAAACACAUUCAUUAUUA
This is a messenger RNA of Hypoxylon trugodes, 1526 nucleotides long. Its product is annotated as NAD(P)-binding protein. The transcript is spliced from 2 exons. The record is from RefSeq and is a predicted model, not a curated record. Bases 207 to 1250 code for a protein of 347 amino acids. NCBI's taxonomy places the organism in Eukaryota, Fungi, Ascomycota, Sordariomycetes, Xylariales, Hypoxylaceae.